AUGUUUUCGCCAGACUCAAUCCAGCUUGGUGACUAUCUCUUUACUCGCCUGCUCCAGCUCGGCGUUGGCUCCGUCUUCGGCGUGCCGGGCGACUAUAACCUGCGCCUGCUAGACCAUAUCGUGCCCUCGGGUCUACACUGGGUAGGCAACUGCAAUGAGCUCAACGCGGCAUAUGCCGCGGAUGGCUAUGCCCGUAUCAACGGCCUAUCUGCGCUGGUCACCACCUUUGGCGUUGGCGAGCUGUCUGCGGCCAACGGCAUUGCUGGCGCAUACGCCGAGAGGUCUGCUGUGGUUCACAUUGUCGGAACGCCCCCGCGGCCGCUGCAGAACUCGCGCGCCUUGAUGCACCAUACCUUCUCCGAUGGCGAGUAUCGUCGCUUUGCGGCCAUGUCCACGCAUAUCACCGCGGCGCAGACGAAUGUGAUUGACUCAGUCACGGCGCCGGAUAAGAUCGAUUGGAUCUUGCAGCAGGCGCUGAUCCACAGCCGGCCCGUGUAUCUGGAGAUUCCCGAUGACAUGAGUGAGACUCUUGUCUCUGCGGGGAACCUGAAGACUCCCAUCCGUGUCCCAGUGACCCCCAGUGCCUCCCAUGAAUCCAAGGUGAUCGCCCGGAUCCUGGAGAGGCUUUAUAGUGCCAAGAAGCCGUUGAUCCUUGUCGAUGGCGAGAGCCGAGCUCUCGGCAUCCUAGACCAACUUGAUUCUCUCAUUAAGACUACCAACUGGCCCACAUGGACAACCGUCUACGGCAAGGGUCUUGUGAACGAGUCGCACCCCAAUGUGUACGGCCUCUAUGCCGCAGCAUUCGGCGACAAGCCCGCACAAGAAUACUUCGAAUCCGCAGACCUAAUCCUGACAUUCGGCCCACACUACAGCGACACCAACACCUACUUCUACUCAACCGUCCCCAAGCCCGCCGCAGCGAUCCAAUUCAAAGACAGCACCAUCCAAGUCGAAAAUGACAUCUACCGAGACAUAUCCUCCAGCACCGUCCUCACCCACCUCCUCCAGUCUCUCGACUCCACCCGCCUCGUCCAAGCCAGCGGCCCCCCAAAGCUCCAAGUAACAACCACCGACAUCAAAGACACAGACAUCAUCGCCCAAACCAAUUUCUUCCGCCUGGUCAACCCCCUCUUCAACGAAGGCGACAUCAUCCUCGCCGAAACAGGCACCGCCUCCUACGGCGGCCGCACCUUCAAACUGCCCCCGCAAUCCCGCCUCUUUACCGCCGUGACCUGGCUCUCCAUCGGCUUCAUGCUCCCCGCCACACUCGGCGCCGCCAUCGCAAAGCGGGAACUCAACAAGCCCACCGGCACCAAGAAUCAAACCGUGCUCAUCAUCGGCGACGGCAGUUUACAAAUGACCGCGCAAGAAAUCAGCGUGAUGAUUAAGGAGAAACUGGAUAUUCUCAUUCUCAUCAUUAAUAACGAGGGGUAUACCAUUGAACGGGUGAUUCAUGGCCGGAAGCAGGGGUAUAACGAUGUGCCUUUCUGGCGGCAUACGCAGGCGUUAAAUUACUUUGGUGCGGAUGAGGAGCAGGUUAAGAAUAGUACUUUCCAGGCUUGGACGUGCGGUGAGUUGAAGGAGGUUUUGAAGAAUGAGCGCGUGCAUAGUGGGAGUGGAGUACGGAUUGUCGAGGUCUUUAUGGAGAGGGAGGAUGUCCAAGGUCCGUUGCUGUAUCUGCUCAAUAAGCAAAUUGCGGAAGAGAAGCAGGAGCAGGGACAAUGA
Molecule: messenger RNA, 1725 nt
Organism: Penicillium daleae
Lineage: Eukaryota; Fungi; Ascomycota; Eurotiomycetes; Eurotiales; Aspergillaceae
Product: alpha-keto acid decarboxylase family protein
Exons: 1
Coding region: 1-1725 (574 amino acids)
Molecular function (GO): thiamine pyrophosphate binding; carboxy-lyase activity; magnesium ion binding
Source: RefSeq, a predicted model, not a curated record